Molecule: messenger RNA, 1718 nt
Organism: Cynocephalus volans (Philippine flying lemur)
Lineage: Eukaryota; Metazoa; Chordata; Mammalia; Dermoptera; Cynocephalidae
Gene: NKX3-1
Product: NK3 homeobox 1
Exons: 2
Coding region: 1-726 (241 amino acids)
Biological process (GO): cell differentiation; regulation of transcription by RNA polymerase II
Cellular component (GO): nucleus
Molecular function (GO): DNA-binding transcription factor activity, RNA polymerase II-specific; RNA polymerase II cis-regulatory region sequence-specific DNA binding
Source: RefSeq, a predicted model, not a curated record
AUGCUCCGGAUGCCCGAGCCGCGGCUGGGGGAGGCAGAGGCGGCCGGCCGCAGCCCGCGGGCCGCGCCGCCGACCCAGUCCAAGCCGCUCACUUCCUUCCUCAUUCAGGACAUCCUGCGGGACAGCGCGGGGCGGCGCGGCGGCCACACCGGCAGCCCGCAGCUCCCACGCCAGCCCAACCCGGGUUGCGACCCCGAGCCGGAGCCCGAGGGAGGAAGAGGCCACGCCAGGGCACCGGUGGACGAGCGAAGCGCGGGGUCCCACGCCACGCCCGGGAUGGCCGAGACGCUGGUGGAGACCAAGCCAGAUAGGCACUUUGAGACUUAUCUGUUGGACUGCGCAAACACUUCAGGCACCUUCCCCAGCCUUCCCCAAACUGCCAAGCAGCCGCAGAAGCGCUCCCGAGCUGCCUUCUCCCACACUCAGGUCAUCGAGUUAGAGAGGAAGUUUAGUCAUCAGAAAUACCUGUCUGCCCCCGAAAGGGCUCACCUGGCCAAGAACCUCAAGCUCACUGAGACCCAAGUGAAAAUAUGGUUCCAAAACAGACGCUAUAAGACUAAGCGAAAGCAGCUCACCUCGGACCUGGGUGACUUGGAGAAGCAUCCCUCCCUGCCAGUUCUGAAAGAGGACGGCUUCUCCCGGGCCUCCCUGGUCUCCGUGUAUAACAGCUACCCUUACUACCCUUACCUUUACUGCUUGGGCAGCUGGAGCCCAGCCUUCUGGUAAUGCCAGCUCAGAUGACAACCAUGUGUGAUCAAAAACUGCCUUCCCGGGGUGCCCCUCUGGAAAGCAAUGGGGCCGAGUUCAGGAAGCACUGGAAAGCAAGAGGUGUACAGACCAAAACUGUUGGAGAUUUGGGUGGAAAUCCCAGAUUUUUCGCUGGUGAGCCCAUGAAAGAUCUGGAACAGCGAAUGUUUUAAUAUCUAAGUAGUUCCCCCAAUGAGUACUAUAGGUCGUUCUUGCUUUUAGCUAUGGGUUUGAAGGGAAGAAGGACUAAAUCAAGUGCUGUUUCCAGCACUUUGUGUGAUUUUGGAUGAGUUGUUUGCAUUGCUCCUAAGGCUUCUGUUUCUACAGCUCCAUCUUCUUGUCUGAUUGAGUACCAACUCUAAAAGAGCAAACCUAAAGGGACAAAGGACAGCCAAGAUGAGGGUAUCACCUACUAAAUUAAGCUUAAGUUCAAAGGCCUCUCGUUGGCCUUGGAAUAUAGCCAAGGUUUCUCUCUGUCCCUGUAAAAGAGAGGGGGAAAUAGAGAGUCUCAAAGAGAAACCCCUCAUGCUAAGUGCAGAUUGGCAUGGGAUAUGGAGAUAGGUGGGGGGAGAUGAAGAUAUUGGCUGCUUUUUAAAUAGUAAGCCAAUUGAAGUAUUUACCAGGUGGCCCAAGUAGAACAAGGUGCACUUGCUGUGGUUUUAUGAGAAGCUGUAUAAACAGAACUCUACUGCAAGGAGUGAGGCCAUGCCAGAAGAAUCUAUGAAUGUCCAAGACAGGGGCCUAAGAAAAGUCUUCACACUGCUGCUGGGACCAUCGCAUCGGUUAGCUAAAGGUGAAAAGCCUCUUCAGAACCUUUUUGCCUUGGGCCAGAGAAUUUAGAAUCAUAAGGUUCCUGGAGUUUUCAGGCUAUAAUUUGUACUACAUCGUGACAGAUGAUAUAAUUCUUUACUAUAAAGUCCUUCUUUUCUUCUUUUAUUUUUUGCUCCUUUUCUACAGCAGUUGCCCACUGA